This is a messenger RNA of Armigeres subalbatus, 2954 nucleotides long. RefSeq lists its product as uncharacterized. The coding region runs from base 619 to 2169 and encodes 516 amino acids. The transcript has 2 exons. The record is from RefSeq and is a predicted model, not a curated record. NCBI's taxonomy places the organism in Eukaryota, Metazoa, Arthropoda, Insecta, Diptera, Culicidae.
GCAUCAUUCACUUGGUCGCCCAUCGCCUAAGCGGACGUGCGAGAAGGACUAGAGCCGGUUCACAACGCGCGACACAGGAACCUGAUUUGUGUGUUCUAUUGUUUGAGUGGAGAUAAUUGAAGCGAAUUUAUUCAGCAUCCUUGGAUUGGUGCCGUGGUUAGAUAAAUGGUGGAAAAGAAUCGCGAACGGUUCGGGGUGGAUUUGUGAAUGCAAGUAACGAGUGUGGGAAUUAAUGGAAAGGAUCUAACGGUGAUUUGCCACUUCCUGUGAGACGGUACGGUACCGGUGCGAUUGCUGGUGUGUGUGAUUGCUCUAUUGGUUUUUUGUUUCAUUGCGGCGACCGUUAGGACUGAAUGCGGAGGGAUUAGUGACGGCUAAUGUGGGACAAAGUGGCCUGCCGUAAGGAGGAUUAAGUGCCCGGAAAUUGAAGAAAAGAGUCUUAUAAGUGGAUUACCGGAGGGCAACGUAAACCGUACUAAUUUGCGGUGCUUGACUAGUGGGGAAGAAGCUCGUGCAGAGGAGUGAUAGCGGGUGGUGGUGACGAGUAGUGGAUUUGCGGUGGCACACGCGGUCGUUUGGAGGACCCUCUCGAAUGAACCCGAUUGCUGAAAGCAAAACAUGACCAUGUCGCAGCUCCUGAAGCAGACGAAGAAGUGUUGCGUGAAGAUAAUCAGAAAAUUUUCCUUCCACCCGAAUGGCUCCACAUCGCCGACCUCCAGCGGCAACGCCGGACCAGGAAAGGGUGCUGGCGGUACCACCGGCAUGACCGGCCGAUCCAUUUCCCUCAACAACCGAGCCACGACCAAGUACGUACUGCACAAAAACUGCACUCCCACGCGGUGCAAAGUGCAACCGACCACGCCGGAGCGGUUGGGAGCGACCGGCAGCUGGCUGUCACCUUCGACACCGUCAUCAUCGUCCUCGGUGGCGGCUGCCAAUAAUGAUUCACCGAGUGCGCGGCGACGAUUGGACUUUGAACCCAAACCGGAACCGGACAUUCCGGCAACACAGAACAACUAUCGGGCCAAUCGGGACGAGAAGAACAUACAGAUGCAGAAGAAGCGCACGAACAUCACCAACAACAAGAACGUGAAUCUGCGAAAGUGCUUCCGGAUGCGGAUGGGCUUCAAAGAGGAGCUGGUAGAUGACGAUGAGGUGAAUAACAGCAGCAGUGCGGUAGCUGCCAAGUUGGAUAAAAUUAGCAAAACGUUGUACCACGUUGCUGGUGGUGGCGAUCGGAAGGAUGGGGAUGGUGUGUAUGGCGAAAGCAAGUUCCAUGUGAAUAAUCUGGCGUCGCAAACGAGUGAAAAAAGUAAAAUUAGUAAACCAUUAUUCCUGAGCGGAAAGCACAAAAAGUACAAUCAGAUUGAGACACAAUUUGGAAUGGAAGAUGGUGUCGACUACGAUGAUGAUGAGGACGAUGAUGAACUGGCGGCUUGUGAAAUGGAUGCAAUCCGUGCGGGAAGUUCGUACGAAGGUGGACGGCUACAAUUUGAAAUAUGUCAACCGCUUCCGGAUAUUGCGGAGCGUUCUCCUGUACCGGGCGGUAGUAGCACCGGAUACUGUGAGGAAAUUGUAUUUGAAAAGGUGAAAUUCGAUCGAAACAAGCGAUACAUGCGAAAUGGAGCUAGCUCUCCCUCCACUGCGAGUAAUCGCUCGCAGAAUGGUUCCGCCGUAGUCCAAUCAGCCGACAGCAUCCUGUCCAUUAGCUUCGACUGUAAACAGGACCACCCACUCUCUCAGUACGCUGAAGCUACCAGCAAGAGCGAUGACUUUGUCGAUUCCUGGCGCAACUAUAACGUCAACAGUCGGUGGAACAAGGUCGCUAAAAAUCCAUGGGAGCUGGAAGCCAGCAAAGUCGAGUCGCCGACCGUUUCCCCGCAUCACCGGUCUUCCUGGAACCCGUUCGUGGACAGCUCAUCGGCAUCCGAGUCUCCAGUCCACACCGCGACGACCAAAACAUAUCCCCCGCUCUACCAGGUGCGCACCGACGUGUGGCAGAACCUGAACAACAAAAGCUACGAAAUCGACUCGGACGUGAUCUGGCGAACGUCGAACUCAUCGCGACGUACCUCUGCCAGCACCGUCGAGACCUGGAUCGAGGACGAGGUGUUCGACAACUCGUUCAACGAGGAACUGGAACGGCGAUGCGCCACCCUCAAGAUCUAGAUCUGCGCGAGGUGUGACGAUUGGCGUUGACGGUGCAAUACUGCCCCCGGCGGAAAUGGCACGGGAAGCAGAAAGCAAUACUUGUGAGUCUUUUUCGUUGGUUCGAAAAAUCGCAUCAGAAGUAGGGCUUGGUUUCAAAGUGAGAGUUAAAAAUCUAGUUCUCAGUAUAAUAAUGACAGUGAAAAAUCAAGCAUGUGAUAUUAAUUAAUUUAUACGAAGGCGAAAGCAAAAAAACAUACAAAACAAAAAAGUCUAAGUCUAGUUUUGCGUUAGUUUUUUUUGUAUUUAAUUGUAUUAUGCUAGGAAUUGACAGUGCUUUGUGUUUGCCGUUUUACUAUGUGAUUUUAUUUUCUGUUGAUUGAACUAAUGAUCUCAUUUAGACAUUGUGACUGUGUAUUCGAUAAGCGCUAAUUUUAAUAUCUAAUAUAAUUCUUUGUAAUAAUAUGUGCUUAUUGAAAAGAGAUUGCUUUAAUAUAAUUAUCCUAAUGAAUACUCCAACUUCUAUACUAUUUCUUACCUGACACAAGUCGUACCUUACAAAAUGGGUAGCAUUUCCGAAGAACGAAAUUUAUAAACUUCAAUGGUGGAAAACUCUAGAACUAAAAUAACAUUUUCUAUUCCCUGGUAAUGAUCCUUCUGAGCGAAAAAAUACUGUCCACAAAAUAGCGCACCGCCGGUAGGUGCGCGGUCCUUCCCUUUAGAGUGAAUUAUAUGCCGCAGUGUGCGGGUGACAUGGUUCAAAUGCAAAUCAUUCGAUAAUAAAGCAGAGAAAAUAAGUAAAACUA